Molecule: messenger RNA, 2067 nt
Organism: Planococcus citri (citrus mealybug)
Lineage: Eukaryota; Metazoa; Arthropoda; Insecta; Hemiptera; Pseudococcidae
Product: UDP-glycosyltransferase UGT5-like
Exons: 5
Coding region: 261-1811 (516 amino acids)
Molecular function (GO): UDP-glycosyltransferase activity
Source: RefSeq, a predicted model, not a curated record
GAUAGAACAUAACUCGUUGAUAGAUGUGUGCCUACUAGUGAAGAAGGAGAAAAUAUAAAAAAACAAGUACUACCAUGCGACAUGAUUACUAACCAGUGUAGUUAUAAAACUUUGUACCGUACAAAUACUUCCUUCCUUAUUUGAACUAAUUCUAAUCGUAAUAAACGUAUCGCGAAUGUCGGUGCUUUUUUUGAAUUGUUUGGUGUCCGAUGAAAACAUACGUAAAGGAUCACAGUAGCUACAAAUAAAAGUCACAAAAUAUGUUGCUGUUAUCAGCGUUGUUGUUGCUACUGCCCGUAAAUCUAAACUUCUGCGAAGGAUCCCGCAUCUUGGCUUUAUUUCCAUACCCCCUGAAAAGCCAUUUCAUAGCAUUCGACGCUCUAUUUGUAGAACUAGCCAAACGUGGUCACGAUGUAACGGUAAUGACAUCGUUCCCGAAGAAUAAAAAUAUCACCAAUUACCACGAGAUCGAUUCCAGCCACUGUCUGCACAUACCAGAUAUCUUAUUCGACGUAGGAUUCGCAUCUACCGAAUACAAGACAGCUUUCCACUUGAUAAACUUUCUGCAAGUGGUUCCAGAACUACACGAGCCUAUUUUAGCCUGUAAUCCGAUACAGGAUUUACUCAAGACUAAAGAAAAAUACGACCUUUUGAUCACCGAAGCAUUCUGCAGCGAUGCCCUGAUACCAUUCGCAUACAUAUUGGAUUUACCUCUGGUGUUAUUUUCUUCGUUACCGAUCCUACCUUGGUAUUCGGAUCGAGUUGGAAAUAUCGAUAAUCCGUCCUUCAUACAGUUUCAAUUCAGCGAUGUUUUACUGGAAUAUCAUUCGACAUUUUACCAAAGACUUUAUAAUGUGGCGACGUACGUGAUGUCGAGAAUUUGCCAUAAGUUUAUUUGGGAACCGAAGACGAACGAGUUGGUGAGGAAGUAUCUGGGAUCUGGGAUUCCUCCGGUCCAAGAGAUCGCCAAGAAUACCAGCAUGAUAUUGUCGUUUAGUCAUUUUAGUAUGAACUCGCCUAGACCUUUGGUGCCCAGCGUGGUCGAAGUGGGAGGGAUACAUAUUGAAGAUGCUGCCCCUUUGCCUAAGGAUAUCGAAAAAUUCAUCAACGAGUCCACCCACGGAGUAAUAUACUUUUGCCUGGGAUCCUUAUUGAAAGCAAAAACAAUGCCAGUUCACAUUAGACAAGCUUUUGAGGACGCUUUUCGUCAAUUACCUCAGCGAGUUUUAUGGAAAUGGGAAAACGAAACGUUGCCUAAUAAACCAGAUAACGUCAUGAUAAAAAAAUGGAUGCCCCAAAGAGAUAUUUUGGCUCAUCCUAAUAUCAAAUUAUUCAUCAGUCACGGAGGAGCUUUAGGUCUAAACGAGGCAGUUUUUGAAGGAGUUCCAAUCAUCGGAAUUCCAUUUUACGGUGAUCAAAAAAUGAAUAUAAAAACCAUCCAGGCUGCUGGAGCCGGAGAACUCUUAUGGUAUAACGACAUCACAGCUGAACACGUUUUAGAGAAAAUUAAAACUGUAUUGAAUAAUAAAAGGUACCAUGAAAAUGCUAAAAAAUUAUCGUCAGUGUUUCGCGAUCGACCAAUGUCACCCACAGAUAAUGCUGUUUUUUGGACCGAAUACGUAUUAAGACAUAAGGGAGCCCAUCAUCUCAAAACAGCUGCAACACACCUCGAAUGGUACCAAUAUUUAUUACUCGAUGUGAUAGCAUUUGUACUAGGUGCGUUAUUUGUUAGCUUUUAUUUAAUAAGAAAACUAGUUAAAUCUUUAGCUAGAGCAGUGUUCGGUAAAUCCAAAAAAACUAAGGUUAAUUGAAAGACUGAUGGCUAAGUAUAAGAAGUACUCGUAUGUAGUUGAUACGUAAAUGUGUAAUGUGAUAAUUUUUUUUUUUACUUAGUAUUUUUGUAGAGAUAUUUUCAUGUACUUUAAUUAACGUAUUUAUAGUUACCAUUUAAUGAAAAUUUAAUUCAAAUUGAUUUCAUGUAUUUUUAAAUAUUUAUAGAGAAAUUUAAUUGGAAAAUUUUUAAAUCCAUAAUGUCUUAUAUACAAUAAUAAAUUAUUCGAGUUUCGA